Molecule: messenger RNA, 922 nt
Organism: Racocetra fulgida
Lineage: Eukaryota; Fungi; Glomeromycota; Glomeromycetes; Diversisporales; Gigasporaceae
Source: the annotation of a GenBank genome assembly
UGAUGAUGUCUUAAAUAAGAAUAGUUUACAAAGUAAACCGAAUACUGCUAGUAAGCGAGGCUGCAAAAAGAAGCAAGAAACAGUUGCUUCUUCGUCGUCACAAAUAGUUCAUGAACUUUUGAAUAGCGAUGAUAAAGUUGCAAAUAUCAGUGAAUUAUCUCAAUCUUCAGAUAGUAUACUUUCACGGCAAUUAUCACCAAUUCAAGAAUUAGAAAUCGAGUCACCAACUCUAGAAUUAGAAAAUAUGUCACUACCUCUAGGGUCAGAAAUUCCAUUUCAAGAAACUACGCCUUCACAGCAACUUUCACCAAUCUUAAAGUCAAGAGCUGUACCUCCAAGACGAUCAUCAUCAGUUCUGGGAUCAAGAACUAAUAAUCUAAAUAACUUUGUUUCUUCUUACCACCUUCCAACUAAUCCAGUAGUCACGCCUUUAAGAACAUCAAUUCUAGGAUCGAAUUUUUUAAACAGUUUAUCGGGUCUCACCUCUAAUAGCAUAGCCAUUCCAUCAAUAUUUAGUGAAAUGACAAUUUAUCAAAUAUGUCUAUGGUUAUGUGCAAAUCCUAAUGUUCUGCAACUUGCAAAUAAUAUAAACAUAUCAAUGCAAACUUUAGCUGCGGAUGGUUCGCAGUUUAUGCCUUCUAUUUCUUCAACGUUAUCAACUAUGGUGCAAAAUCAAACCGAUAAAGCGCAGGCUAGUCGUGACUUCUUGGAGGAAUUAAAGUGUCUCUUCCUUUGUGUUCGAAAUCCUCCAAAGAAGGUGCUUGAGGAAUUAGUAAGACAAAUUAUUAAAUGCGACCUCAAUUCAACUGAGGGCAUUGAAUGGCUUCACAUUGCUAAAAGACACUUUGGUGAUUUUCAUAACAAGUUAAUUAACAGAGUUGAAAAGUUGAUUGAAGAUUUUAAAAAAAAAAGAAAUCGGUUA